CAACCCCGUGCCUAUGCGACACGCCUCUCUUUCCCUCCUUUGCGGAAGUUUAUAUUUUGUUGCUUGAAAGUUUAAUUGUUGGAAGGCAUCGAGCAGUUCACUACUAGCUAACGUGUACAUGGUAAACCAUGGAUCUUAGCUUGGAGGAAAUACAGAGAAUACUGUCGAAGUACAAAUUCCGGGAUGUUGCCAUCGAGGAGCUACAGAAAGUACAUCGAAUUCACCCCCGCAUAAAUCCUGUAACUGGAACUUACACUUUCAGCGACGGAACCCAAAAAGAUCUGCUGAAGUUGAUAGGCACCGUCGUCGUCAAGUAUGAAGGCCGCUCGUACAACCUGCCUAUUCAGCUGUGGCUCAUGGACUCCUUCCCCUUCACACCCCCCAUCUGUUUGAUGAGGCCCACCUCCAGCAUGGUCAUCAGGGAGGGGAAGCACGUAGACGCCCAGGGACGGAUACACCUGCCCGGCCUCCACAACUGGGACCACCCCAGAUCCUCUGUGGUUGGCCUUCUGGCUGAGAUGACCUCAAAGUUUGAAGAGGAGCCUCCGCUGGCAACCAAACCCUCAGGAGAGAGCAGAGACCCCAACGACCUGUUAGGCUUUGUAUCCAACCUCAAAGUCAACAGUGCUGCAGUACAACACAAUGAUCAACCAAUUAACAAAGUCUCUGUCAUUGGGGGAGGCGACCUAGGAAUGGCUUCCGUGAUGAGCAUCCUGGCAAAGGGGAACGUGGACAAACUCAUUUUCGUUGACAUAGCCGAGAGCUCUACUAAAGGUGGCAUUAUGGACCUGGAAAUCUUCAACUUGCCAAAGGUGGAGGUUUCCAAAGAUCUCUCUGCCUCUGCAGGCUCCAGGGUUGUCGUGGUAACCGCCAACGCCUGGAGUGAUGAGCAGUCGUAUGUGAGUGUGGUCCAGACUAACGUGGACCUGUACCGGAGCAUCAUACCCAGCCUGGCCCGUCUCUGCCCAAACGCUGUCCUUCUCAUCGCCUCCCAGCCAGUGGACAUCAUGACCCAUGUGGCGUGGAGGCAGAGCGGACUACCCCCCACACAUGUGAUUGGAGCAGGGUGUAACCUGGACUCUGAGCGUCUCAGCCAUGUCCUGGACAUCAGUCUGAACACACACAAGCAGGCCUGGGUCAUUGGCGAGCUCUCUGACAACAAAGUGGCUGUGCUGAGUAACAUUGGACAGACGGGGGAAAGCCAGCGUCCACAGAUUGCUCCAAGGUCCAAUGCCACAAAACCAGUCCUAGACAGGGCUUUGGGGUUGCUGAGAGGUCGAGGCCAGCGGUCCUGGUCCAUGGGUCUGUCCCUGGCUGACAUCACCUACAGUAUCCUGGUGAACCGGAAGAAGGCCCAUUCCGUGUCUACACUGGCACAGGGCUGGGGUGGUUUAGGGUCGGAGGUGUUCCUCAGUCUUCCCUGUGUUCUGGGAGCUUCCGGCUCCACCAGGCUCGCUGGCGUGUCUCUGGCUCAGGAUGAAGACGCCAAGCUGAGGGAAAGCGCAGCCUCCCUCUCCAACCUCAUGGCACAGCUCAAGAUAUGAUGUCAUUUCCUUCUAAUCUGCCUGCUGACAGGACUACCAUCCAACUGGCAUGCAGAGAAGAUGUUAGUUUAUCAGUCUGGCUUGGGAACAGGUGAAGAUUUUAUUAUAAGUGCCUCAUCAACCAGUAGUUGGCAUCUUAGGUAUGGUUGAGUGUCUUACUUGAAUAUAUCUUUGUCUAUGGCUAAAUAAGGUAUGGUUACAAUCAUUAUUUAUUAAAAAGUAGCCUAAUAUUUAGCAAAUGUCAUCCAUGAAGGGUAUUUAUAUUGUGUUUCUAUGCAGACUGUUUACGGUUUAACACUCCAUUACCGAAAGGCAAGUCUCCUACUUCCUGCUGUAACAGACUGAUAGAUGAUAGAACAUAUUCAGUGUAAAUCGAGAAUGCAUGUUUAAUACAUGUGAAAGCACAGUGGUACACUGCUUUUAACCAAAAGUGUGAAUUGUCAGAAAUAUAAUAUUCAGUCUGUAGUUAGUACAGGGUACUGGUGAAAUGGUUACAGCUGGUUCAAUCAUAUUAAACUUUUUGUUUGCACUUAAACACUGUUAACCCUGCAUUUUGCCUUGAGAAGUGCCUUGAUGUAUGAUAUGCCUUAACUGAAAUUAUAUCCAUACCUCUGUUGUAAAUAAGGUGGAAUUAAACAAAUGGCAUUUUACUGUGUUACUGAUAUAGUGUUCCACAAGAAAUAAAGAAAACAGAUGACAAAGUU
Hypomesus transpacificus is the source of this 2248-nucleotide messenger RNA. It is a transcript of the gene uevld, whose product is annotated as UEV and lactate/malate dehyrogenase domains. The record is from RefSeq and is a predicted model, not a curated record. The transcript has 12 exons. Gene Ontology annotation, biological process: protein transport; carboxylic acid metabolic process; protein modification process. Bases 129 to 1544 code for a protein of 471 amino acids. Gene Ontology annotation, molecular function: oxidoreductase activity, acting on the CH-OH group of donors, NAD or NADP as acceptor. NCBI's taxonomy places the organism in Eukaryota, Metazoa, Chordata, Actinopteri, Osmeriformes, Osmeridae.